Messenger RNA from Sphenostylis stenocarpa, 198 nucleotides. The record is from the annotation of a GenBank genome assembly. NCBI's taxonomy places the organism in Eukaryota, Viridiplantae, Streptophyta, Magnoliopsida, Fabales, Fabaceae.
AUGCUCAGAACUCCUCCAAAAGUUCCAAUUCAAGCACAGAAACCUGAACCUGAAUGCAGAACACCAAGUCCAGCUCAAGAGCAAGAGCAGAACAAUGAUCGUAACUCCUCAAACGAAUUGCGGAAACCUGUUACCCCAGAUCGUCUUAGAGUCCCCAAUGCAUUCAAAUACCCAGAAAGGAAAAGAAAAAGAGAGUAA